Durusdinium trenchii is the source of this 3012-nucleotide messenger RNA. NCBI's taxonomy places the organism in Eukaryota, Dinophyceae, Suessiales, Symbiodiniaceae. The record is from the annotation of a GenBank genome assembly.
AUGGAUACAACCAAACUGUCUGAUGGAGUUCAUGACAUCUUGCUUCGUGCCAGAGGCCAUGAUGCAGGGCCAGGUUCUGUAAGCGAGCUUCAUCUGAAGCAUUUGUUGGCCUUGAACCUUCGAAAGCUCGGAACUGCGGAGCUAGGCUUUGUUCCCCGGAGCUACGUUCUCAAGGACUUGGACUUUGAAGAGGAGUUUCAGGAGUUUCGUCGCUUCUCAGAAGACUUCAAGAUCUCUCGGGCUUUAGCGCUGGUGAAAUGGGUCGCACAGGAAGGACACGCCACGCGGCAGGUGCCCGAGGUGAAGGACGCGAGCCGCCAAGCCGGGCGUACGGAGGUGGAAGGCUUGUGGGGUCGCGAGCUGCCGGACAUUACUUGGGAUGAUGAGGAGGAUGAGGAGGAUCCGGAAGGUCUUUCGGAUGAAAUCCUUGAGACCUCCUUGUCGAUCCUUGAGGCCACCCUGGCUCAACGGCGUGCUGUUCGAGGCGAGACGCGCCGUCCCUUCGACGUCUCCGCCGCGGAUGCGCAGUCCUGGGUGCGUGACGUGGAUUGGCAACGGAUCCGGCGAGUGGAUUGGGCACGCACGUGGAACACUUCCGUGGGGUCAGAAAUGAUGGAACGAUGCCGGAGCUGCGUCGGAAGCAUCAUGAAAGAAAUGCCUGAGCUGCAGGUCACCUUGUUACACCGGAAUAUUUGGGCUUUGAAGCCCAGUUGUGGACAGUUUGGCCGCGGCAUUCUGCUCUUCGAUCGUUUGCCACUAGACCCCCAGCAGCUGCUGAAGUGGGCCGCGGCGGUGGGGCGGGGAGGACUCAAAGGGGGAAACGAUGUGAAAGAAGGCUGUGUCUUGCAGAAACUCAUCGAGGAACCCCAUUUGCUGCACGAGAACCUAUGUGCAAACUCUUUCUUUGCGUCCUCUCUUCCUGCGACGUUUAAGUACAACUUGCGGAUGAUUGUGCUGGCUACCCUGCGAGAUCCAUGCCGACUUUGGUUGUACAGAGAGGGCUUUGUGAGUUUGGCCAUGAGCCCUUUCACUCCGCAACUGGACCCCUCGAGUCAUAUCACCAACCUGAGGCAGGGAUCUGGAUAUGAGAAGCAACGGCGAUGGCCGAUUCGAGAUUUGGACGCCUAUUUGCUGGCCUCUGGUGCUUCAUCUUUUGACGAGAUGUUUCGACCUCAAGUCAAGAGCGUUGUUUGUUCCCUCUUCCACGCACUGAGCUUAAAGCCAACUUCUCUCCUUACACUGGAUCCCGAUGAAGCUAGUGGGCGCAGCGCGGCAGGGAAGAAGCUGCGACGCUUUGGCUUUGACUUCUUGAUCGACAAGACUGGAACGCUUUGGCUCCUGGAAGUCAACUUUUUGAAGAACGGCUAUGCGCUGGGCCACGCACAAUCGGGGCCAGCAGGUGAUGCAAAGCGGGACUUUGUUCAAGAUUUUAUGGCAGAGGAGACGCCGAUCGUGGGCCUUUCGGAUUGCGCCUCGCGCGACAGCGCGGAUGGAAAGGACAAGAGUCCAUGGGGACCUGGUGGCAUCUAUCACGAAAAGCAGGUGGGCUCCUUGUGCGCCCUCCACUGCGUGAACAACUUGCUGCAGAAGCCAGCUUACGACGAUGGCUUUUUCAGAAUGAUUGCCAUGGAACUCGACCGGGAAGAACGAAGGCUGCUGGGUGGGGAGAACCUGGACUUCGGAAAUGCUCGAAUGGACGGUUUCUACAACGUACAAGUAGUGCAGGCCGUUCUCAACAGGGGGAACCCAAGGGCAAGUAUUCCGAAGUUUGAGAUGCUGCCCAUUUCCUCAGAGGCGGCCAAGGAUUGCAAAGCUCAAACGGCCAAAGAAAACGCCUUCAUCCUGAACAAGAAUGAACAUUGGUUCAGCCUUCGAAGGAUAGGUCAGGAAUGGUUUGACCUGAACAGCUGUCUGCCAAAUCCACAGCACUACACCAAUUCGGACUUGGACUUUCACAUUCGAGAUGCUGUCCGAGAGGGCUACAGCGUCUUCGUGGUGCGCGGAGACUUCCCAAAGACUGCUUUAGAAGAAGAUCACAAGAAGCUUUUAGAAGCUGUUCAAGGUUGUGGGCGACCCCGACAGACGUACAGUCUGUUUGCCGGAUCAGGCCAGACAUUAAGCUCUGGCACCAGUGCCGCCCAACCAACUGCCGCAGCGGCAGCUCCAGCUCCCUCCAGUGACGCAGCCGCGCUGAGGGCAGCUCGACUUGCGCGCUUUGGAGGCGGAGGAGGUCCGGCUCCAGCAGCCCCCUCACCUGAGAGCCCCGCGCAGCCUGCGCCCGCGUCGCCAGCGCCCGCCGCGCCUGCGGCGCCUGCGGCGCCCGCCGCAGCACCAGCAGCACCAGCAGCAGCUCCUCAAGGGACCGCUGUUGGAGGGGAUCCAUCUUUGGAGCAGCUCGUCAGUAUGGGCUUUGACCGGGCGGCGUCCAAAAUUGCGUUGGAGGGCCGUGUGGGGAAGACCUCAUUGCUGCGUCGCUAUGUGUCGCAGUCCUUCGACAGCGACGAGGCCUCAACGCAAAGCGCCGCAUAUCUUGACAAGGUGCUGCAGCUUCGAGGGACGCAGGUGCAACUCUCCCUGUGGGACACCGCCGGCCAGGAGCGUUUCCAUGCAUUGGCACCCAUCUACUAUCGGGAUGCUGAUGGCGCGUUGUUGGUGUACGACGUCACCGAGCCCGAGAGCUUUAGGAGAGUCGCCAAGUGGGUGGAAGAGCUCCAAGUGGCCGGACCACAGUGCGCCCUGGCCAUUGUGGGCAACAAGUGCGACUUGCAGUCCCAGGCGCGAGUUCCCAAAGCGGACGCCGAAAGCUAUGCCAGGAGCAUCAACGCCAGGCACAGUGUGGCAUCAGCCAAACUUGGCCACGGAGUCGAGGAGACUUUUGGUGCGCUGGUAGAAGAUGUGCUGACGUCCAAGGCCACGCGCUCAGGCGCAGGUGGCGGGCGACGCACACGCGGAACCAUUGUCGUGGCGGAGGACGAGCCCGCUCAACGCAAAGGAUGUUGUGGAGGAAAUUGA